UCCUACUCGCAUUCCACUCGACAGCGCAAGAGGGAAGUGGUCCAUCAACGUAUCAUCCGUUACACAUUCUCCAUCUUCCCCCGACUGGGCAAGGGACCAGCCUUCGUCCUUUACUGACACAAAGAUUUCGCGGGUUCUGUAAACUCAAUUUCGACUACAAGAAGCACCAUCAUGACAGACUCCAAAUAUUUCACAACAAACAAAAAAGGAGAGAUUUUCGAGCUGAAGGCCGAGCUGAACAAUGAAAAGAAGGAGAAGCGAAAGGAGGCUGUCAAGAAGGUCAUUGCUGCCAUGACAGUGGGCAAGGAUGUCAGCUCUUUGUUCCCGGAUGUGGUCAACUGCAUGCAAACCGACAACCUGGAGCUGAAGAAGUUGGUGUACCUCUACUUGAUGAACUACGCCAAGAGCCAGCCCGACAUGGCAAUCAUGGCUGUCAACAGCUUCGUCAAGGACUGUGAGGAUCCCAACCCGCUCAUCCGGGCCCUGGCUGUCCGCACCAUGGGCUGCAUCCGGGUGGACAAGAUCACCGAGUAUCUGUGCGAGCCGCUGCGGAAAUGCCUGAAAGACGAGGACCCGUACGUGAGGAAGACGGCGGCAGUGUGCGUGGCCAAACUUCAUGACAUCAAUGCCCAGAUGGUGGAAGACCAGGGUUUCUUGGACUCGCUGAGGGAUCUCAUCGCUGACUCCAAUCCCAUGGUUGUUGCCAACGCGGUUGCCGCCCUGUCUGAAAUCAGCGAGUCUCACCCCAACAGCAACCUGCUGGACCUCAACCCCCAGAACAUCAACAAGCUGCUAACGGCCCUCAACGAGUGCACCGAGUGGGGCCAGAUCUUCAUCCUGGACUGCUUGUCUAACUACAACCCUAAAGAUGAGCGAGAGGCCCAGAGUAUUUGCGAGCGCGUCACUCCACGGCUGUCCCACGCCAACUCAGCAGUGGUCCUGUCCGCCGUCAAGGUACUGAUGAAGUUCUUGGAGCUGCUGCCAAAGGACUCUGACUACUACAACACCUUGCUGAAGAAGCUCUCGCCACCUCUCGUUACCUUGCUGUCCGGUGAGCCCGAGGUCCAGUACGUGGCUCUGAGGAACAUCAACCUCAUAGUCCAGAAAAGGCCUGAGAUCCUGAAGCAGGAAAUCAAAGUGUUCUUUGUCAAAUACAACGACCCUAUUUAUGUGAAGCUGGAAAAACUGGAUAUUAUGAUUCGUUUGGCCUCUCAGGCGAACAUUGCUCAGGUGCUGGCUGAGUUGAAGGAGUACGCCACAGAGGUGGAUGUUGACUUUGUGCGCAAGGCUGUGCGUGCCAUUGGCCGCUGUGCCAUUAAAGUGGAGCAAUCGGCGGAGCGCUGCGUCAGCACCCUGCUGGACCUCAUCCAGACCAAAGUCAACUACGUGGUACAGGAGGCCAUAGUGGUCAUCAGGGACAUCUUCCGCAAGUACCCCAACAAGUACGAGAGUAUCAUUGCCACCCUGUGUGAGAAUCUGGACUCUCUGGAUGAGCCGGAUGCUCGCGCCGCCAUGAUCUGGAUCGUGGGCGAGUACGCCGAGAGGAUCGACAACGCUGACGAGCUGCUGGAGAGCUUCCUCGAGGGCUUCCACGAUGAGAGCACCCAGGUGCAGCUCACUCUCCUGACCGCCAUCGUCAAGCUCUUCCUGAAGAAGCCGUCCGAGACUCAGGAGUUGGUGCAGCAGGUCCUCAGCUUGGCCACUCAGGACUCUGACAACCCCGACCUGCGUGACAGGGGCUACAUCUACUGGCGCCUGCUGUCCACGGACCCGGUGACCGCCAAGGAGGUGGUGCUGUCGGAGAAGCCCCUCAUCUCCGAAGAGACGGAUCUGAUCGAGCCCACCCUGCUGGACGAGCUCAUCUGCCACAUCGGCUCUCUGGCGUCCGUCUAUCACAAACCGCCCAGCGCCUUUGUGGAGGGCAGCCACGGAAUCCAUCGCAAACACCUUCCUGUCCAGCAUAGCAGUAUUGACACAGGUGAGAGUCCGGUUAGCGGCGGGCCAGCGGCCGCGAUGGACCAGCCACAUGUUAUUCCCAGCCAGGGUGAUCUGCUGGGUGACCUUCUCAACCUGGACCUGGGUCCCCCAGUCAACGUGCCCCAGGUCUCCUCCAUGCAGAUGGGUGCCGUGGACCUCCUGGGAGGCGGCCUGGACAGCUUGCUGGGGGGCGACCUGGGCGGUGGUGUUGGGGGGAGUCCAGCUGUGGGCCAGAACUUCAUCCCUUCGUCCGUCCCGAGCACUUUUGCGCCAUCACCCACUCCCGCCCCUCCGGCCGUCAGCAGCAGUGGCCUCAACGACUUAUUUGAGCUCUCCACGGGUAUGGCCAUCACAUCCGGAGGCCACGUGGCCCCGAAAGCUGUAUGGUUGCCUGCUGUGAAAGCCAAAGGACUGGAGAUCUCCGGAACCUUUUCUCGGCGGCAGGGCCACAUGUACAUGGACAUGACCUUCACCAACAAGGCCCUGCAGCACAUGACCGACUUCGCCAUCCAGUUUAACAAGAACAGCUUUGGGAUGAUACCCACUAGCCCUCUGCCCAUUCACACUCCGCUGAUGCCCAGUCAGGGCAUCGAUGUCUCUUUGCCCAUCAAUACCAUCGGGCCAGUCAUGAAGAUGGACCCUCUUAACAAUCUCCAGGUGGCCGUGAAGAACAACAUCGAUGUCUUCUACUAUAGCGUCCUCAUCCCCCUCAACAUAUUCUUUGUUGAAGAUGGAAAAAUGGAGCGACAGGUGUUCCUUGCCACCUGGAAAGAUAUUCCCAAUGAAAAUGAGCUGCAGUACCAGAUAAAGGAAUGCCACCUAAAUGCAGACACCGUGUCAGGCAAGCUGCAGAACAACAACAUCUAUACCAUUGCAAAGCGCAACGUGGAGGGUCAGGACAUGCUCUACCAGUCCCUCAAACUCACCAACGGAAUCUGGAUACUGGCCGAGCUGCGCAUUCAGCCAGGCAACCCCAACUACACGCUGUCCCUCAAGUGUCGGGCCCCCGAGGUGUCUCAGUACGUGUAUCAGACGUACGACGCCGUGCUGAAGAACUGAGCGGCUGGCUUUGCACCCGCCAUCCAACUGCAGUGUUACUUUGCUGCUCAAAACGGACGCGAGACAUAAAUUUUCCCCACCCGGUAGAUAACAAAAAUGGUAAAUGUUCUAGUCAGGAAUGCAAAUGUGUUGUCAUUGUGAUCACAGUUCCGACAUACCGUAUAUACAACAUUAUAGCUUCUUUCGCAAUAACUGGGCAAAAUUUUCGGGGAGGGGGGGGGGCAAUUUGGACUGUGAAAAUGUGUCAAUCAUUCCAUCCUUAAACGUCUUAAUGUUGCAACUGAUCAAAGUGAAAUUGUCGUCAACAGAGAAACUCCCUUUUUUUCUGCACACAUCCAUCUAUGCCCAUUUAUUUUUUAUACUAGCUACUAUUUUUUUUGGGGGGGGUGUUAAACUCACUGAUUUCUGCACACAAGAUUUAGUACCACUACAUUUUCGUCACCUCACCUUUUUUGGGGGAGGGAUUAGUUAGCAUUCCCAUUAAGCCGGUGUUUUAGAUAAUGACCAAAUUAUGACAGAGCAGUCGCUUUAAAGCUAAAUAUAAUGGACCUUUUCCAGUAUGCUAAUGCAAUUACUUUUAUAACUGUAAAGUAGAAAGUAACACGCGUGAUUACUAGGCACAAGUUACUGACUGGCCAGUUUUGUAAUUGUCCCACUAUUGCAAACACAUAGUCAAUGCUUUGAAGACAAAAAAAUAAAAAAUAAAAUCAUAAAUGCUAUUUAUUGUUCAUCUACCUCCUUUCACACUAGCCUUUUGGUUGCAGUGCUUUCCAUUCACUCUUCAUUUUCUUUUCAUUAUCGAGCCAGUUCGAACGUUUUGCACCUCAAUUCAGCCAAACUUGCAGGACCAAGCAUUCACUUGUGAAAUGGCAAUUUGUUUUCUUAUGACUAUUGCUACAGCUAAUGACCCCUCAUAGGUUGGCGCUUAAGGGCCCUUGUGUAGAUUAGUGAUGUCGUUUGUGUCGUUAUAAACAAGCUAUUAUGGCAUUACCCUUUAUAUUCUAAUACAAUUAAGCCGGCCUCUAAUAGAAACGGCUGUGUGACUGUACUAUUCAUGAUGGUGGGGUUAUGUAAAAAAAUAAGUCCAUUUUUAUCCCGCAUCCUGGGUUUUCUCCAGAUUUCCGUAAGAUUUUUAUGCAUAUUUAGCCACUCCCAUAAACAUCCUUAACAAUUGUUAACGAUUAUAGAAAGUUUAAAUGUUGUUUCAUCUGUUUUUCACUGUAUUGCAAAUGAUUUGUUAUUACAUCACUCCUGAGAUCAAUAAAGUGUCACCACCA
Molecule: messenger RNA, 4313 nt
Organism: Hippocampus zosterae (dwarf seahorse)
Lineage: Eukaryota; Metazoa; Chordata; Actinopteri; Syngnathiformes; Syngnathidae
Gene: ap2b1
Product: adaptor related protein complex 2 subunit beta 1
Exons: 22
Coding region: 172-3036 (954 amino acids)
Biological process (GO): intracellular protein transport; vesicle-mediated transport
Cellular component (GO): membrane coat; clathrin adaptor complex
Molecular function (GO): clathrin binding
Source: RefSeq, a predicted model, not a curated record